Callorhinus ursinus (northern fur seal) is the source of this 4725-nucleotide messenger RNA. NCBI's taxonomy places the organism in Eukaryota, Metazoa, Chordata, Mammalia, Carnivora, Otariidae. The record is from RefSeq and is a predicted model, not a curated record.
AUGCUUCUGCUGUGUGACAAUGUGAAGGACCAGGAGAUUGCUCCAAGAGGAAUCCCCCACCAUGCUGAGGAUUUGCCAGAUCUGGAAUCCCUUGACACCUAUAUCCAGAACACACUGUCUGCCCUCUACCCACCUUUUGAGGCCACGGCAGCCACGGUGCUCUGGCAGCUGUUCAGUGUGGCGGAGAGACUCCAUGGUGGGGAUGGGCUGCGCUGCCUCACUGACUUCCUCAUCCCAGCCAAGAGGGCCCUACAGCAUCUGCAGCAGGAAGCCUGUGCCAGGUACACAGGCCUCAUCUUCUUCCAUGAAGGUUGGCCACUGUGCAUCGAUGAGAAGGUGGUGGUGCAGUUGGCGUCCCUCCGUGGAGUCAGGCUCAGGCCUGGGGACUUCUACCUGCAGGUCACAUCAGUGGGGAAGCAGUCAGCCAGAUUGGUUUUAAAAUGCCUCUCCCAGAGUGGACGAGGCUCAGAAGAAGUCACUGUCCCUGAGGCCAUGUACGGCUGCGUCUUCACGGGAGAGUUCCUGGAAUGGCUGAACGGGGAGCGGAACGGUGUCCCCUUACAAAACUGCUUGCUGACCUCAGGCUCUGCGGUCUUCCACACCCCAUGGAGCAGUGUCACAGACCCCAUCUUUGUACCGACAUUCAGAACUAUCCUGCCCCACUGCAGCUGUCCUGGGCCUGAGCAGCCACCCCCCAAAAGCAUCUCCAAAGCUCUGGCCCCAGCACCAGCCGUGGCCAACACCCGUCCCCAGGAGACCACCCCUUCCAGCAACACCCCAACCCUGCCCCACUGCCAUAGGCAUCCUGGCAGUGACCAGCCCAGCCACCAACCUUCCCCAGGAAGAGCUGGGUGGGAAGGCCCUAGGAUCCCAUUUGGGAGCUCCGAUGGAGGCCUUGUCAGGGUUGGGCCCUCAGAGCUGGGCCCACGGGAAGGACCAACAGGGAGCCUGGAUGCCACAGACAAAAGGGACAGCCCCCAGGCCCUCACUGUCUGUGAGGACAUGGGCAGUCCAAGCUCCAGAAGGCAGUUGCCCAGGGACUCAGCCAGCAUGGAGGCCAGACGUUGGUUCAGGAAGUCCUACAUGGAGGCCCUGCGGAACCCCAUGCCCCUGGGCUCCAGUUCCGAAGAGUCUCUUGGGGACGAGGCCUGCAGCUCCCAGACCGCGGCGGCCAGGGCAGCAGCCAGCCCAACCCAGAAGGAAACGCCCAGCCCCUGGGGAGGCUCCGUAGAGAUCCCAAGUCAGGAAAAAUGUCCGGGAGCCACAAGGAGCACUCUUCCCCAGAGGUCUCGGUCCUGGGACAGGUCCCUCAGGAGCUGGCGAGGUGACAGCCGGCAGGCCUCCCACCACUCAGUCAGCACCAGUCCGGGAGGCCCCUUAGGAGGACAAGCUGAGGGGGCCAGAAGUGCAGGCUCCAGCUGCAACCCCUGCACCACAGCGGAGAGUCCAGCUGGUGGUGACACAGACAGCAGCACCUUCCGAGGGCACGAUCCUGGCCAGAUUCCAGAUGUGCUUGCUGAGCCACUGUGCCCCAAGGGAGGAGGACAGCCACCCAGCAGAGGAGACAUGCCCAGUCAGAUGCCCAGGCAGGUGCUGGAGGUGAGCCAGGAGCUCCUGCAGUCCGGGGUCAUCACCCUCCCAGGGACCCGAGACCACCAGGGAAGAGCAGUGGUGCAGGUCUGCACGAGGGGCCCGCUCUGGUCCAGCAAACACACCUCCAGCAUCGAGCUGACCCAACUGUUGCAGUACUUCUACGGCAUUCCCAGGAAAGAGGUGCGCGAGCUGGGGCUGGUCAUCCUGGUGGAUGCUCGCAAGGGUCCAGCUGCCCCUACUCUCUUCCAGGCUCUGGCAGCACUGCAGAACACAUCUCCUCCCAUAAUUCAUAGUAUUGUGUUGUUGGUGAAUAAAGAAUCAGGAUUUAGGCCUGACAAGGACAGAACAAUUCAGUGUGAGGUGGUGGGCUCCCUGAAGGCCUUGCACAAGCUUGUUGACAGCUCGCAGCUGACCGCAGACCUCGAUGGCUCCUUUCCCUACAGCCACAGUGACUGGAUCUGCUUCCGUAGGAAGCUGGAGCCCUUCACCACAAAUUGUGAGAAUGCCAUUGUUUUCCUACAAAAUUCAGUCCACUCUCUGAAUACCCACAGGACUCUAAGCACAGUACAGGAGGUCACAGACUUAAUCAGCAAGCAUAAAGCAACAAUGAAUUGUGUGCUGGAAGACGCACUGCUGGUCGCCCUCCGGCUAGAGGGUGGUACCGUGCUGGCGCAGCUGAGGAGGGAGCAGCUUGGCACCAGCCAAGACUGCCGGGAUGCCAUUGAGGUCGCCUCCAGGCUGUACAACCAAAUGGAUGAAGAGGUCCAUCAGCUUGUCCUCGCCUCCAAUAGGUGUCUGCAGGAGCUGGAGAGGCUCCGGGAAGGGAGGAUGCUCCAGGAGGGACAAGGCCAGCAGUCUUGUCAGAAAAGGCUGCAGCUGGUGGAGAACAGCUCCCAAGGCACAGAGGAAGCGAUCUGGGCCUUCAAAAGGUGCUUGAGCACCAUGGCCAGCCAGGCUGAGUGCAGGGAGGGAGUACUGGCCCGAUGGGCCCACCUGUCUGACUUCUACGAGGCGCUAAGAGACCCAGUGGAAUCGCCUCCAGGGGAUCUGCAUGUGGAUGGAUGGAUGCAGCAGUGCAGUGAGUGCCUGGAGUACCUGGGCCCGGAGCCAGUCACCGAGUAUCUGGAGAGCUGUCACCGGGAGGCCACAGAGCUGACUGCACAGGGCUUCCCCGGGGCCAGCGCAGUGGCGGCAGGAUUGGGCAGCCAGCGGACGCUGCAUCAGAGGCACACCUUAGGGCUGCAGAGCCCACAGACCCGCCUCUGCUUCCAGGAGGCCCUAUCUGGGGUUAGCCCAGACCCUGGCACCCCACCUCUGGACCAGAGAGCCCUGAAGCAUGAGCUUGCGCAGGCGGCCGAGAGGCGGCACCGUGAGCCAUCCUGGACUCCCCCCACUGACCCAGAGGACUGCGUUGGGAAGCGGGCCCAACUGCUGCCUGGCCUCCCUGGACAAGCCUCUCUGAGCAGGCAGGAGGGUGAGCACCUGGCCCCAGGUGUGCCUUCCCCACAUGACAGCCCCACCUGCUCCUCCACGCCCAUCCAGACACCCACCACCCACCCCAGGAAACAUCCCCUGAAGAAAAUUAUGAGGAAAACACGAAGCUUUGAGAUUGCACAGCUUGACAGUGGCCCCAGGGAUGCCCCCUGGCCAGGCCACACUGGGGUCUUCAUCAGGGGCCUAGAGGUGACCAGCAGCGUGGCCUCCAAGAAGCAGUCCCCACCACGGCUACAUGCUGAGAGCCCCCUGGUCACUCGGAGCCGGCGUCUGUCCUCUCCCUCCAGGAUCCAUCCCUCCGAGGAGGGCAGGAGGCGGCAAGCAGGAAGCAGCCGACUGCGGCACAUAAUGGCCGAGAUGGUUUCCACGGAGCGGGAGUAUGUUAAGUCCUUAGGGUAUGUCAUUGACAACUACUUUCCAGAAAUGGAAAGAACGGACCUGCCCCAGGACCUUCGAGGGAAGCACAGCAUUGUUUUUGGGAACCUGGAGAAGCUGUACGACUUCCACCACCAGCAUUUCCUUGUGGAGCUGGAGCGCUGCCAGCACGGUCCCUUGGCGGCGGGCCGCGGGUUCCUGAAACACGAGGAACAGUUUGGCAUGUAUGCACUCUACAGCAAGAACAAGCCCCAGUCGGACGCCCUACUCUACAGCCACGGCAACGCCUUCUUCAAGGACAAGCAGCGGGAGCUGGGCGACAAGAUGGACUUGGCCUCCUACUUGCUGAAGCCCGUGCAGCGCAUGGGCAAGUAUGCGCUACUGCUGCAGGACCUGGUCAGGGAGGCUAGCAGCUGCCCCGCCUGGGAGCAGGAGCUGGGUGAGCUUCGGGCUGCCGAAGACGUGGUCCGCUUCCAGCUGCGUCACGGCAAUGACCUGCUGGCAAUGGAUGCCGUCCGAGGCUGUGACGUGGAUCUGAAGGAGCAGGGACAGUUGAGAUGCCAGGACGAGUUUAUCGUGUGCUGUGGAAGGAAAAAGUACUUGAGGCACGUGUUCCUCUUUGAAGACCUCAUCCUGUUUAGCAAGACCAGGAAGGUGGACGGGGGCUAUGACACCUACACGUACAAACAGUCCUUCAAGACAGCGGAGAUUGGGAUGACAGAGAACGUCGGAGACAGCGGCUUGAGGUUUGAGAUCUGGUUCCGCAGGCGGCGAAAGUCCCAGGACACCUACAUUCUCCAGGCCAGCUCUGCAGAGGUCAAGAUGGCCUGGACCCACACAAUAGGGCAGAUACUGUGGCGGCAGGCUCUGCGGAACAGAGAACUCAGAAUGCAAGAAAUGGUGUCAAUGGGGAUAGGCAACAAACCAUUCAUGGACAUCCAGCCCAGUGACGCAGCCAUAAGCGACCGGGCUGUCAAGAAGGGAGCAGAGUCAUGGACCCGAGCAUCGAUGGUUGUGCCCCCCUGUGACCACGCCGCCCCCUUUAAGAGGCCACACUCCACCAUCUCUGACAGCAGUACCUCCUCCUCUGGCAGCCAGUCGUCCUCCGCCCUGGGGCCACUGAGCCUGCAAGCAUCUGCCAGCCCAGUCCUGCUGAGCUCCCCCUCCUGCCCCUGGCCAUAUGACAUGCACACCUGCCUUGAGGAGGAGGAGGAGUUGGAGCAGGAGACGGGGAGCCAGCCUUCCAUGCGUGAGUGCACCUAG